Messenger RNA from Medioppia subpectinata, 332 nucleotides. The record is from the annotation of a GenBank genome assembly. NCBI's taxonomy places the organism in Eukaryota, Metazoa, Arthropoda, Arachnida, Sarcoptiformes, Oppiidae.
UGACCCGAAGACAGUUUCCAGAGAGCACUCCAUCGGGCGAUACAAUGGCCUUAAAGCGGAUCCACAAAGAGUUGGCAGAACUUCAAAGAGAUCCGCCGCCGGGCUGUACGGCCGCACCCAAUGGCACCGACUAUUUCCAGUGGUCGGGCACUAUCGAGGGUCCGCCGGACACUCCCUAUUCGGGCGGUGUGUUCAACGUUGUAAUUGUAUUUCCGGCCGAUUACCCGUUCAAAGCGCCGCUCAUUUACUUCACCACAAGAAUAUUUCACCCAAACAUCAGCCAAUCGGGUACUAUAUGUUUGGACACAUUGACCUACAACUGGAGCGCCUCA